UUCCUGUGGGGGGUAAUUCGCAGUAGGACACACGUGUGCUGGGAGGAAAGCGUGUGAACGUGUUUUAACUUUCAUGUUAUUGGAGUUUAAUUUGUAGAAGUUCGUGUGAAUGCUGCAGUUUACCGGAUAAAGAACUGAUCUCAGAUUAAAGAACAGUCCGGAAGUGGAGUGACGACGGACGAAUCCGUGAAAACACCAUGAAGAAGAAACGCGACCAGAGUGGCGAGGAGGAGGAGGAGGAGGCGUCUCCGGGGCAACAGUCAGCUGACUACGUGGUGGGUCAGGUGUCAGGAAGUUUGUUCCAGAAGAACUCUGCAGCCUCCGGAUCGUCACUGUCGGCUUUAUUCAGAACCACAGCGCCGACUGCCCUACUGUUCCACCCUGCUCCUCAGGUAAAGGACAGACAGACAGACAGACAGACAGACAGACUACUGUUCCACCCUGCUCCUCAGCCUGUUCAGAAGAGCCCAGAACCAAAGGAGGAGCAGAAGGAAAAGGAAGGGGUCAAAGGUCAACCCACCUCGAAGAAGAAGUCUGUUAAAGAGAAAUCAGAAGCCGAGCAGAAGCUGGAGAACAGGGAGCUCGGUUUACUGAACGCCGACGGAGACGAGGAGACGCCCGGGGGGAAGAAGAAGAAGAAGAAGAGGAAAGCUCCGGAGCCGAGCGGAGAGAACGACGUGGAGCAGUGGGUGAUAAAGAGACAGAGGCUGAGAGCCAGGAAGGAGGAGGAGGCCACGAAGAGGAAGAGGACGGUGUUCGUAGGGAACCUGCCCGUCGGCUGCACCAAGAAGACGCUGCAGAGCCUCUUCAGGGAUAAAGGAUCCAUCGACUCCAUCCGGUUUCGCUCAGUGGUCAGAGAGGAUCCCUCCAUGUCCCGCAAAGUGGCAGUCAUUCAGCGCAAAGUUCAUCCCAAAAAGCAAAGCAUGAACGCCUACGUGGUGUUUAAAGACGAGGAAGGAGUGACGAGGGCGCUGGAGAGGAACGGCACAGAGAUCGAGAAAGACUUCCACAUCCGAGUGGACAGAGUGACGGACAACUCAACACACGAUCACAAACGCUCUGUAUUUGUGGGGAAUCUGUCGUUCGAGAUCAACGAACUGGCUUUCCGGCAGCAUUUUGAGCAGUGCGGCGCCGUGGAGGCCGUACGGCUGGUACGAGACCAGAACUCCGGACUGGGGAAAGGAUUCGGCUACGUCCUGUUCGAGAGCCCCGACUCGGUGCAGCUGGCGUUGGAACUGGACGGCUCCAAACUGGAGGGCAGGUCCAUCCGAGUGAAGAGGUCGGUGAAGAAGGAGAAGCAGAAGAAGAGUAAAAGUGACAGCAAAGGAGGCGCAGGGAGGGCCGGCGGCAGGGGCCCCGGCGGCAGGGGCCCCGGCGGCAGGGGCCCCGGCGGCAAGACCCCUCCGAAGGGCCCGGGGCGCGAGAGAGGAGGCGGUCGCGGAGGUUUCAAGCCUCAAAAUAAAUUCUCGGGAACCCAGCAGAGGACGACCAAAGGCUCCUUCAAAGGAACAAUGGUGGAUCCGAACAAAAAGACUAAAAAGAAAGGACUGAAGAAGAAACAGAAGCCAAACAAGACUGUUCACAUCUGAGCGACAUCUUACAGAAAUAAAAGUGACUCUGAACCGAACAGCAGGUUUCCACUGUUCCACCGUCAGUUACAUGUUGUCUGUAAACUAUUUUCUUCCACAGCAGCAAAACUCAAUAAAGAAUACACAACUUUUUA
Dicentrarchus labrax (European seabass) is the source of this 1723-nucleotide messenger RNA. It is a transcript of the gene rbm34, whose product is annotated as RNA binding motif protein 34. Bases 198 to 1589 code for a protein of 463 amino acids. NCBI's taxonomy places the organism in Eukaryota, Metazoa, Chordata, Actinopteri, Moronidae. Gene Ontology annotation, molecular function: RNA binding. The record is from RefSeq and is a predicted model, not a curated record. The transcript is spliced from 12 exons.